Molecule: messenger RNA, 408 nt
Organism: Daldinia loculata
Lineage: Eukaryota; Fungi; Ascomycota; Sordariomycetes; Xylariales; Hypoxylaceae
Exons: 3
Coding region: 130-369 (79 amino acids)
Source: RefSeq, a predicted model, not a curated record
AUCGUUCUCUCAAGUGCUUGAGCUGGCUUAAAUUUUAGCAUGACUAUUAAUAAAUCUUCUCACAUUUGAUCAUAUUGAGAUAAUUUACUAGCCACCAAUAUCUACAGAUUACCUAUAUAUUCGAUUAACAUGAGCAACUCGGGUAACGCACGGUCCGAAGGCGGAAAGGCUAGUCACCAAGGUGGUAGAAACACCAAUUCUGGCUCUUUUUCCGGCCCCGAUUUCAAUAACCUCUACGAUCAAAAGAGACCCGCCGAUAAAGAGGCCAUCAAAAGACGCGAGAGCAUAUCAGAUCAGUAUAACACCGGGUUUGUAGGCAAGAUGUGGAAACGUUGGGUUUCUGGUACUGUUGGUGAAACAAAAACUUGAACGACGCUUCUUCCGGUCGAUAUGCAGUAGCCACGGAGC